Molecule: messenger RNA, 1041 nt
Organism: Porites lobata
Lineage: Eukaryota; Metazoa; Cnidaria; Anthozoa; Scleractinia; Poritidae
Source: the annotation of a GenBank genome assembly
AUGUGGCGAAGACUUACUUGGUUACACAUACUGGCUGUAUUAGUCCUCGUAAUAAUCUUCCUUUUUAGCUCCACUCGGUUUCUGCCGAAACAACACAUUCGGUGGCUUCGGCCGAGUUGGACGAGUGUGAAUUUUCAGCUGCAUUCUACGGACCAUUUCCAUUAUCACAUAGACAGGACCAAAAGCGCAGGUACUUUGGCCGGCAAAGAUUUCAAGAUCGACGACGAAACCUUGCAAAUGAUAGAGAAAAUCCAUAGAGAGCAAACAUUUAAGCGGAGACCGGUCAAAACAGUAGACGCAAAAACUUCAUUUUUCGAUCUCGUUGUUCCUGUCACUGGGGCUUCAAGCAAUCACUUCGAAGAGUUCCGACAACACAUUUCAACUUUCGCAAAACUGUUUCCAGGUAUAAGAGUGAUUUUUUAUGACCUUGGAUUGACUCGUUCACAAGUAAAGUUCAUUUUGAAGAAUCUUCCCUUUGUGCAGUACAGAAAGUUUGACUUCAACGAAUAUCCACCGCAUGUAAGUAACCUGGUAAAUUACGCAUGGAAGCCGCUUAUAAUUCAAAAAAUUUUGGGAGAGUUUGAUGGCGCCAUGUGGUUUGAUUCAUCGAUCAAAUUUAGAGGGAAUAACACGCACGAAGUCCUACAACGUUUGGCUCGUCAGAGGUCGGGAUUUAUGUUUUUUGUGGGAAUAACUGGUCAUUCUAUAAUCGCCGCAACACACCCGGGAAUGAUGGAAUACAUACCCAUCAAAACAAAUGACUCAGUCAAAGAUAUGUUCGAGGCAAAUUCAAUGAUUGUGAUUAACACACCUGAAGUACAAACACACAUCAUGAAAUGGCUUGUAACUUGUGCGCUCAUAGAAGACUGCAUCGCGCCCGUCGGUGCAAAAUUAUACUGCGGCUUCAACUUUCCGAAAGAUAAGUUUGGAGGAUGUCAUAGAUACGACCAGUCUUUAGUAAAUAUCUUGGUUUCAAAUGCUUACAGUUCUGAUAGAAAUAGAUAUGUCUUCCAAGGCUUUGCUGAAGUUGAACGUCUUUGA